AUGCAAGGCAGCCACUCCGACGCCGACCACUUUAGUCUCGCACCUCCUGUCUCUCGGGACGGGUUCUCGUACCAAGAUGAAAAGUUCUACGUCACUUCAGAUCCUCACAAACAUCCACGGAUGGAUGCUGCAGAACUCUAUGAACUCCUCACACGUACUACCCCUCGCACAUCCGACACGACCAAGGGCACCCGGAAGGGCAUGGACUCCAUAGGUCCAAAGAAGGAUCGAGAGCCACACUUCUACACCGCGCAAAUGGCUCACUACGGUUUGAAGGUCCUCAAAACGCGCGGAGCGGCAAAGAAGAAGCUAUUGGCUGUAUUUGAGGCUGCUGGAGGCGAGCUGGAGGUCCCUGAGACUAUACUCGACCUCGAAGAGGAGUUGAUGGAAGAGUGGCGCAAGGCCGAGGAGGCUCGACAACAGGAAGUGGAUGACGAGGAAGAGACUGGACAGAAACGGAAAGGGAAAGGGAAAGGGAGAGGCGCUGGGCAGGUGAAGAAAAAGAAGCUGGGACACUCUGGUGCCCCGGUCGUUGCGGCUGCAUCUACGGCGAAUACCAAGAUGUCGAAAGCACAGAUACAAGAUAAAAUCAAGCUUCUCCCCAUCGACACGUCCCGGAGGAUUCUGAGCAGGGUUCUGAACGAGUUUCCUGCCUCAGAGCAGAUCAUAUCGGAGGAAAUCACCUCUGUAACUAUGCCCAUGCAAGAAUGGGCAGGGAUCUAUUUUGUUGAAUUAUCACACGAUAUGGAGCUCCAGUUCCAAAAUUCCUACUUAGAUACCGUCCUCGAGACGUAUCCUUCAUCGACUUCUGCCCACCUUUGGGCUUGGUUCGACUUCGGCAUCGCGUCAGGUGUGAUGCGCUCCGUGGGCCGUGCACCGACGAUGCUGAAUGAACCCGUUCACGUCGAGUGGCGCGGCUAUGAUGGCGAAUCUCGCUCGCUUUCGAAUACCACAUUCGGCCCUCGCAAUCGCGCCAUCCUUGCCUUCCUGGGGAACGGGAGGGUGAAAGCCGAGAUGAUGCGGUUCGAUUGCGAAGGAAAAUUCAGUUUUUCUGGUAAGUUUGACAAGGACGAAACCAAGAAGAAUGCGGCGAAGCAGAAGGCCACAGUGAAGAAGUGGAAGAAACAGUGGAGAGAGAUCAAUAAGGAGAACCAGAAGUCGUCCAACUCCAUGAUGUACGGAUCGAAAUUCGAACGCUGUGACGAGAGCGCUUUUGAAAGCGACACGACCGACGGACAUCAUCGAAGGAAGAAAGAGAUAGACCUUGAGAAAUUUCUGGAGGCGGAUGAUCGUGACCGAGGGUCCGAUGAGGGCUGGUCUGAGGAGGAAGAUUCAGACAAUUCAGACGACUAUUAG
Cyclocybe aegerita is the source of this 1356-nucleotide messenger RNA. NCBI's taxonomy places the organism in Eukaryota, Fungi, Basidiomycota, Agaricomycetes, Agaricales, Hemipholiotaceae. The record is from the annotation of a GenBank genome assembly.